ACCUGCAUUUCUCGCUUCCAUAACUCACUCUCAGACUCUCACACUUCUUCUUCUUCACUAUAUACGUAUAUGCUUAUAUAUACACACACACAAACAUAUAUGUGUUUUUAUUUACCGACAUGCCGAUCCAUAUGAUUGUCUGACAUAUGGUUGUCCUAGAUCAAGGUCGAACAUGGCGAAUUUUCUCGCUCAGUUCCAGACAAUCAAGAAUUCCUGUGAUCACCUCGUUAUCGCUGUUGAAGACGUCAGUGAUUUGUGGCCUACCAUCAAGAAUGGAUUCGAGGAGCGGUUUCCAUUGAAGAGGGCUUACUUGAAUAACAAGACCAGAAAUCCUGUGCCUGUAGAUAAUUUACCUGCUGUACUUAUAUUAACAACAGAUGCGAGGCUUCGCAGUCGGUUCCCGCAUGAGCAAUAUUUAUUUUGGUUCCGGGAGCCAUAUGCAACUAUUGUCCUUAUUACCUGUGAGGAUCUUGAUGAGUUCAAAACCAUCCUUAAACCCCGCCUGAAAUUGAUUGUCCAAAAUGAUGAACGGGAAUGGUUUAUUGUUUUUGUCUCUAAGGCUCAUCCCAAUAAUGAUCAGGCUACCAAAAUGGCAAAGAAAGUAUAUGCCAGACUGGAAGUUGAUUUUAGUUCCAAGAAGAGAGAGAGGUGCUGCAAGUUUGAUUUACAUAGACCUGAAGCAAAUUUUUGGGAAGACUUGGAAUCCAAGAUUGUGGAAUGUAUAAGAAAUACCUUGGAUAAGCGUGUCCAGUUUUAUGAGGAUGAGAUACGCAAGCUCAGUGAACAACGGUUCAUGCCAGUGUGGAACUUCUGCAAUUUUUUUAUUUUGAAGGAAAGCUUGGCUUUUAUGUUUGAGAUGGCUCAUCUUCAUGAAGAUGCUUUAUGUGAAUACGACGAACUAGAGCUUUGUUAUUUAGAAACAGUCAAUAUAACUGGGAAACAAAGGGACUUCGGAGGAGUAGAGCAUGGUGAUGAUCAGGCAACGUUGCUUAAUCCUGGGAAAAAACCAUUGACACAGAUUGUUCAGGAUGACUCAUUUCGGGAGUUUGAAUUUAGACAGUAUGUCUUUGCCUGUCAAUCGAGGCUUCUGUUCAAGCUGAAUCGCCCCUUCGAGGUUGCAUCAAGGGGCUUCUCAUUCAUUAUAAGCUUCUCAAAGGCCCUAACAAUGCAUGAGAAUAUUCUACCUUUUUCUAUGCGUGAGAUUUGGGUGAUAUCUGCUUGCAUGGAUUUGAUCGAUGCAACUGCUUCAAAUUAUAACGAAGGACUUGCACCACUUGAUAUAGAAAAGGAGUUCUAUCGACUUCAGGGUGACCUUUAUUCUCUAUGCAGAGUUAAGUUCCUGAGACUUGCUUAUUUGAUUGGAUAUGGAACAAAUAUGGAAAGAAGCCCUGUCAACAGUGCUUCACUCAGCAUGCUACCUUGGCCCAAGCCAGCAGUUUGGCCCUCAGUUCCACCUGAUGCUUCGUCCAAGGUGCUGGCAAAAGAAAAGUUGAUUCUUCAAGAAACUCCAGCAAUCAAGCACUUUGGCAUUCAAAGGAAACCAUUGCCCCUUGAACCAUCUUUACUUCUCCGUGAGGCUAAUCGGCGCAGAGCUUCUCUUUCUGCUGGAAACAUGCUUGAAAUAUCAGGUUCAGAUGCAAUGUCAAAGAUGUUCCCAUCACAUAAAGCACAAACAAAUUCCAUGACACGUACUAAUUCUUCACCAGGACUGGACAGCUCGAUAGAUCGACCUAUGAGACUUGCGGAAAUUUAUGUUGCUGCAGAAUAUGCUUUGCACAGCACAAUUUCCAAUCCUGAGCUAUGGAAGUCUUUCUCAUCGGUAGAAGAGUUUGAGCAAAAAUAUUUGGAGUUAACAAAAGGUGCUGCAGACAAUUAUCAUCGCUCCUGGUGGAAAAGACAUGGAGUUGUUCUUGAUGGUGAAAUAGCAGCUGUCUACUUUAAGAAUGGAAACUUCGAUCUAGCUGCAAAGUCAUAUGAGAAGGUUUGUGCCCUUUAUGCCGGUGAAGGAUGGCAGGAUCUAUUAGCUGAAGUCCUGCCCAAUUUAGCAGAGUGCCAGAAGAUACUCAAUGAUCAAGCUGGUUACCUAUCAUCUUGUGUGAGAUUGCUUUCUCUAGACAAAGGCUUAUUUUUAACCAAAGAACGUCAAGCUUUUCAGUCAGAAGUUGUUCGUCUUGCACAUAGUGAAAUGAAGCAACCUGUGCCUCUAGAUGUAUCAUCAUUGAUCACAUUUUCUGGCAAUCCUGGGCCUCCAAUAGAAUUAUGCGAUGGAGACCCUGGUACUCUUUACGUAACUGUUUGGAGUGGCUUUCCUGAUGAUAUAACACUUGACUCACUUAGUCUGACACUGAUGGCUACUUUUCAAGCUGAUGAAGGUGUUAAGGCACUGAGGAGCUCUACUGCUAUUGUACUAAAACCUGGUCGCAAUACAAUUACCUUGGAUUUACCACCCCAAAAACCAGGUUCCUAUGUCUUGGGGGUUCUUACAGGGCAGAUAGGGCACUUAAGUUUCAGGUCUCACAGCUUUUCAAAGGGUGGUCCUGCAGAUAGUGAUGAUUUCAUGAGUUAUGAAAAGCCUACAAGACCGAUCUUGAAGGUUUUCAAAUCAAGACCUCUGGUUGAUCUUGCCACAGCUGUUUCAUCUGCUUUGCUUAUAAAUGAAUCCCAGUGGGUUGGGAUAAUAGUAAGACCCCUUAACUACUCCCUUAAGGGUGCUGUAUUGCAUAUUGAUACUGGUCCUGGCCUCGGAAUUGAAGAGUCACACGUCAUUGAGAUGGAGAGCUAUGCAGAUUUAACAAAUGGUUCCACAGAAACGGUCACUAAUGGUGCUCUAGAAAAUGGUUCUUCGACUGUCAAUAAAGAUUUUGAGCAGUUGACUCUUCAUGAUGGUAGAAUAGAGUUUCCAGAUUGGGCAAGCAAUAUGACAUCUAUUUUAUGGAUUCCAGUUCGUGCUAUCAGUGACAAGCUUGCAAGAGGAUCCUCUUCAGCUACUCCCCAGCGAACGAACAUUGUGGAUGGAAUGAGGACUGUAGCCUUAAAACUUGAAUUCGGAAUAUCUCAUAACCAGACUUUUGAAAGGACCUUAGCUGUGCAUUUCACUGAUCCUUUCCAUGUGAGCACUAGAGUUGCAGAUAAAUGCCACGAUGGUACUUUGCUUCUGCAGGUUAUACUACAUUCUGAAGUUAAGGCUGCAUUAACUAUCCACGAUGCUUGGCUUGAUCUUCAAGAUGGAUUUGUUCAUGCUGAUCGAGGCGAUGGGAGACCAACUUCAGGCUUCUUUCCACUGGUAAUUUCCCCAGCUUCCAAAGCAGGAAUCUUGUUCAGCAUACGUUUAGGGAAGACAGAUGCUGAAGAUGCAUCUAACGUUCUAGAGUCGGAUAGCAUACUAAAUGUUAGAUAUGGGAUUUCUGGUAAUAGAAGUGUUGGAGCACACCCUCCAGUUAGCACAAAGCAUUCAGCAACAGAGGAUGCUAAACAAGAUUUAGUUUUCCAGAGUGCUCUCGUUUUGCAAAGGCCCGUCCUGGACCCAUGCUUAGCUGUUGGUUUUCUUCCUCUCCCUUCUAGUGGCCUUAGAGUUGGCCAGCUUGUUACCAUGAAGUGGAGGGUUGAAAGGCUAAAAGAUUUUGAAAAUGAAGUUCCACAGCAUCAUGAUGAGGUGCUAUAUGAAGUCUAUGCAAACACUGAUAACUGGAUGAUUGCUGGAAGGAAAAGAGGACAUGUUUCUCUCUCUGCAAAGCAAGGUUCAAGGAUAGAAAUCUCUAUAUUGUGUGUGCCUCUAGUGGCGGGUUAUGUACGGCCACCUCAACUUGGGCUACCGGAUGUCGUUGAGGCAAACAUAAGUUGUAAUCCACCUGGACCCCACCUGAUUUGUGUGUUGCCUCCAGCUCUGAGCUCCUCCUUUUGCAUUCCUUUGAUGAUGUCUGCUAGUUCCUCAGUUUUUCUCCGGCAUUCUAUGCGUCUUGCAGUUUUCCAACGGAGCAUUUUUUUUUCAAAUGAAUCAGAUUCAUGGCAUUGCUAUAUACUUGGGCCCCAAAUUGGAUACCCGGAAUUUUGUAUAUCCCUGUUUCUUUUUCCUUUUAAAUUAACAAAAUUAGAUUUAAAAGGUAGGUUUUUUAUUGUUACACUGUCAUUAUGUCCUUUUGAGACCUUAGUCUUGUAUAGCAGAAUUUGUACUUUUCUUGUACAACACAGCGUCUCAUUUUCUUUUGGUUUCUUGCUGUAAAAUCUACCUAUCUGAUAGGAAAUUAUGACUAAGGGAUUCAUUAUUCUA
This is a messenger RNA of Morus notabilis, 4267 nucleotides long. Its product is annotated as trafficking protein particle complex II-specific subunit 130 homolog. Lineage: Eukaryota; Viridiplantae; Streptophyta; Magnoliopsida; Rosales; Moraceae. Gene Ontology annotation, cellular component: TRAPPII protein complex. The coding region runs from base 173 to 4219 and encodes 1348 amino acids. Gene Ontology annotation, biological process: early endosome to Golgi transport; intra-Golgi vesicle-mediated transport. The transcript is spliced from 21 exons. The record is from RefSeq and is a predicted model, not a curated record. Gene Ontology annotation, molecular function: protein binding.